AUCAUAUACACUCAAUUUAUUGAGAUAAACGCAAAGUUAUACAAAACCUCACGAUACUUUGCGAGAAAGUCAUGGAACAAUACUCUAUUAGAUUUAACGAAAGUGAAAUUCUAAACUCGCAGCUAAAUUUCAACACUUCUGAGAAUGCUAGCCUUGACCUCAACUUGAACAAAAUGUUUGAACCGCAAUACGCUUUCUCUAGUCUUCAGAUGACCAAUUCAGCUAUCACCAACAACGGUGACUAUUUCAACCCAGAUGCCAAUUACAAUUUCCCUGCCUUUGACAACGAAAAUUCACUUGGAUUCAAUGAUCUGGACACUGACUACCAAACCAUUAUUUCAAAUAAUCCAGAGCUGCAGUACUUUGAAGGAAAUAAAGAAAACUUGGGAAAUUGUCAUCAGCCUAACUUCCAAAGCACGCAUACCAGUCAAAACAUCGAGACCGAAAUCAAUGAUUUCUCGGAACUUCUCAAGUUUGAACCCCAGCCAGAGCCAGAGUUGGAACAGCCCAAACCUCAACUAGGUCUUAAAAGAAGUCGAUAUGAUCUGGAACUCGAGGAACCAGUCGCCAAGAAGCCAGCAAAUCUCCCGGAUAAUGUUAUUAUAGUUCCCAUCUACACUAACAAAAAGGCCAGGGUGAACAGCGACGUCAUCGAAAACAGCACAGAAAAUGCCAACAUAAGCAAACCUGCAGUUGCCGCAUGUUUGGAAGUCCAGAGACCAGGGUCCUACAAUGAUUCGGGCUACAUCGCCAGUUCACCGGAAAACCAGUUGAUCGGCGGACAGGAUGUGCUCCCUUCACCGGUGACGUUGUACGCGGGAUCCCCAGCUGUUGUUCAAGAAGGAAUCAAAGAACGAGUGGAGACGUUAAUUUCGGGAGACUACUCGGACUUGAUCGAGUUUCCAGGCAUUGAGUUUCCUACUGGAGAGAAUACAGAGAAUCAAGCUUUUGAGCAACAGAGUUUUUGCAAUGAAACUUUGCCGCGAGUGCAAUUCCUUGACAACAAUCAACAAUCCGCGCUCGUGCAAUACAUUGACAGCCACCAGCAAGAAACCACUUUACCGUAUGCCGAAGAAAUCUUGAAAGAAGAGCCCAAAGCUGUCGAAUCUGCAAACAACGGACUAUUCUCAUCAAAUGCUUCUCAAGCCACCAGCAAACCGAAGAUCCCCAAAAACGAAAAUGCCGAGGCCGACCUUUCAAAAAGACCAUCAGACUCGUAUGUCUCGAUGAUUGCCAAGGCGCUCCUGCAGGCUGAGAACAACGAACUGCCCAUUUCUGGAAUCUACAAAUGGAUCGAAGACACCCAUUUGUUCUACAAGAAGGCGAAAGAUGGAUGGAAGAACAGUGUCCGACAUGCUUUGUCGCUCCACGACGGGUUCGUCAAGUUCACCAAGAAAAGUUACUCUCGUGGUCAUUUCUGGACUCUCAACCCUAUGUACAAACCUAGAUUCGAAGCCGGAGACUACCGAAAAAUGAAGAAACAUAAUAUGUUAAAAUAUCACAUUCAGCCUCAGUGUAAUAAUAACCAGAUGAUGGCUGCUGCUAACCACUUGUACAGCCAAGGAGCAAUCAACCAACAACAACCGUUGGGUAAUAUUACACAGAGCCAAAACUUUAAUCAAAUGUAUCCCAAUCAAGGCCAGAAAUCACCUGUGUUGAUCUCACCUACGCAUGCUCACCCAAGCCAGACAUUCGCUUACCCUAACACUGGAUUCCCAGGAGCAAUGUACCCUAACCAGAUGCCGGGAUACCAGCCCAAUACGAUUUCAUACUACCCCAACCCCGCGAUGUAUACAAACCCGGCAAUUAUGAACCACUACAUGAUGCAAAACCAUCAAGGUCAACAAGGUCAACAAGGUUCACACCUGCUGAACUACCAGAAUGCAAUCUACUCAGGAGGAUUCCCAAACAACGGAAGUUUCCCGAUGAAUGGAAGCAAUAACGUUGCAAAUAAUAAUGCCAACAAUGCAACCGGAGCUUUCUGGGGAAAUCAAGGAUUCUCAUACUAAGUGCGAUCUAUCGACAUCCAGAUAACCAAGAAUCUGGA
Messenger RNA from Symsagittifera roscoffensis, 2047 nucleotides. RefSeq lists its product as uncharacterized. Gene Ontology annotation, biological process: regulation of transcription by RNA polymerase II; anatomical structure morphogenesis; cell differentiation. The coding region runs from base 72 to 2009 and encodes 645 amino acids. Gene Ontology annotation, molecular function: DNA-binding transcription factor activity, RNA polymerase II-specific; RNA polymerase II cis-regulatory region sequence-specific DNA binding. The transcript is spliced from 2 exons. The record is from RefSeq and is a predicted model, not a curated record. Lineage: Eukaryota; Metazoa; Xenacoelomorpha; Acoela; Convolutidae.